Molecule: messenger RNA, 4605 nt
Organism: Thyridium curvatum
Lineage: Eukaryota; Fungi; Ascomycota; Sordariomycetes; Thyridiales; Thyridiaceae
Exons: 4
Coding region: 1-4605 (1534 amino acids)
Biological process (GO): protein ubiquitination
Cellular component (GO): CCR4-NOT complex
Molecular function (GO): RNA binding; ubiquitin-protein transferase activity
Source: RefSeq, a predicted model, not a curated record
AUGGCGCCUCAAGAUACAUUUAUCGAGGAGGAGGAUGACACCUGCCCUCUAUGUAUCGAAGAGUUCGAUCUGUCCGACCGAAACUUUCGGCCGUGUCCUUGUGGCUAUCAAAUAUGCCAGUUCUGCUUCAACAACAUCAAGAAUACCAUGAAUGGCCUGUGUCCUGCCUGCCGACGACCCUACGACGAGAAGACAAUACAGUGGAAGGUUGUCACUGCGGACGAGGUUGCCGAGUUCCGUGCCAACAUUCAAAAGAAUCAGAAGAAGCGAGCUGCCGAACAACGUCAAAAAGAAGUGCAAAAGCGAGAAAGCGAAAAAGAGAACCGGAAGAAUCUCGUCGGUGUGCGCGUCGUACAAAAGAACCUCGUAUACGUUACUGGUCUUACGCCGACUGUUCGUGAAGACGAGUUGCUGAAGACGCUGCGCAAGCCCGAGUUCUUCGGGCAAUACGGCAACAUCCAAAAGAUCUCGAUUAGUAAUCGCAAGAGCUCCGACGGCCAGAACCAGUCCCUUGGUAUCUAUGUGACGUUCGAGAAGAAGGAGGAAGCACAGCGUUGUAUCCAGGCUGUCAACGGCUCCCAGAAUGGAGAUCGGGUCCUCAAAGCCCAACUCGGCACCACAAAGUACUGUUCCGCCUGGCUUCGGCAUGAGCAAUGCACGAACCGACAGUGCAUGUUCUUGCACGAGCUAGGUGAUGAAGAGGACAGUUACACUCGACAAGAUCUUUCUUCAAUGAAUAGUAUCCAGACGCAACGACCGUUAGCAGCUGGCGGCGCUCGUUCCACAUCCAGGCAGCAGAUGCACCCUCCACCACAGUCCCAACCCAUGGCUCGAAGCUCUAGCCGCGACGAUUCCGAGAACGGAGACGCAUCAGCGCUACCUUCCUCUGCGAACUGGGCUCGGCACCCUCAAGUCCGAAGCCGCCGUGGAAGCCAUGCUACCAGUGGCGCAGCCUCGAGCCCCGCAAUCUCGAUGUCCCUUCCUGUCACCGCCGAGUCAGCCCAGGAAUCUGAGUUGGCAAUCCAAGAGGAGCCAGAGCGGCCUCCUGCUCAAGCUUCCAAUACUUCUACUGAGGCUCCACCCAGUCGAGCUUCCUCUACCGUGCCGAAGUCUGAUGCCGAUCAUCACGACAAGGUGCUGGCCAGCUGUGUGAAAGCCAUACAGGUUGCAAACUUCGCGAACAUUAGCUGGGACGAUGCAAUGGCGGAAAACUUCCCUCCUCUCUUCGACCCUUACGGCGCAGCCAGGCGACGUGCUUUCCGUGAGGCAGAAGAACGUCGGUUGGGUGUCGACCAAGAAUCCCAGAGCGAGGCACAAGAAGCAUCCGAGGGAGAGCCUGAGAGUAGCGGUAGCUUGGCACUCGGAGGAGAGCCUGAAGACGGGACCCAUGGUCAGGGUGGUGUCUUUGACCAGCGGCGGGGUCGCGGUCAACCUCCAAUCCAACGUAGCAGUAAUGACGCCUUCGGUGCUGGUCUGGCAACCAACCUGAUGCAGCCGUCUGGCUUGAGCAACGCCGGAAGUCGAUCUAUGACCCCUCAACAACAGCAACAACUGUUCAACCGACCACAGGCCUCGUUUGCCGAUCAUCUGCCUCCAGGCAUCACGCCUUCGCAGACUGGCUUAUUUCAGGGCCAGGGCCACAACCGCCAGACAUCGCGGUACAGCUUUGCCAAUGAGGGGGCCUCAAGCUCAACCUCGGUGAAGCUUGCAGCCAACCCUAGGGUCAUGGCGCAGCAAGCUUCCAUGAUGCCGACUGCGUUCAACUCCCAAUCUGGUGGCCAGUAUUACCAGUCCUCAAUGCCUGGCCCUCCCCCGGGCCUCAAGUCCACUGGCACUCCUCCCAAUAUGUUUGGUCAAGGCCACGGCUUUGGCGGUGCUGGAUUUGGUGGCCAGAAGGAUACUAGCGAGAUUCUUCAGAACCUCAUUCACAGCAGGGGCCGAACAGGUGGUGCCCAGGCUCACGAUGCGGGAAAGCGUGAGUACAUGUUCCCUUCCUCCUUUUCUAAUCAGUACCCACCCUCUACCUCCACCACCCCAGCUCCUGCUUCCGGCCUCCUGGCAUCGCUCUACGGUAACCAGCCUGGAGCAUUCCAAGACUUCGGUUCCAAGCAGAAGAAGAAGGGGAAGAAGCACAGACACGCUAACACUUCCUCCUCUGGGGGGAGUGCCUUAGUUGAUCUUGCGGACCCGAGCAUCCUGCAGGCACGCAUGCAACACCAACAGAGCAAUGCCGGAGUUGGACAGGGGCUGUUUGGAAGCCAGAGCCAAGAUGACGAGCUCCUCUCUAUGGACGAGGCAACCUCAACAGUAGACGCCCUGGUCUCGGAGGACGACUUCAGCGCUGGCACCCAGUAUUAUUCGACGCCGGCAGCUCCGCCAGGUCUUGGCUUUGUUAGCUUUCAGCCUCCUCCCGUUGCUUCGGAUGCUAUCCCGUCAAGUCCCGCAGCGACUCGACAGACUCCUACGCCCAUCAUCCCUCUUAAACCCUUUGAGCAAACUCCCAAGAAAGCCCCAAGCGCAGAGACCAAGAAAACGGUCAAGGCACGGGCCGUCGAGACUGGGCUUUCCAAACAGAUCGCAAGCUCUUCCAAGCAGCUUCUGCAAGAGGCAGACUUCCCAGCUCUGGAUGCCAAGGCGACACCGCAGGCUCCCGCUCCCGCUCCUGCUACGCCUGUUCAGCCGAAGGCCGUGGCAACAGCCCCUGCAUCGUCGAAGAAAACACCUGUUCAGCCUCCCACAAACACUACUGCCAAACCGCCGACCCCUGCACCUUAUUCUGCCGGACCUGCGGUCGAGACCCCGAAGAAGGCUGGAAAGAAGCCAGUCCCCGGCAUCCUUAAUAUUGCAGCCGCUACGAGAACGUCGCAACAGGCCAAGGUUGCUGAGUCGUCUUCUGCGGUUGACAAGACCGCGUCGGAUCAGGCUUCCGGCUUCCCAGCCCUUCCCACACCCACUGCGGCGGCAGUUUCGUCGCCAGUAGCUCGGUCGGGACCUAGGAGUCUCCGGCUUGUUCCCACUCCCAAGACCGAGGCGGCUCCCACCCUAUCGAUGUCUAUCGAUACCAAACAUCACGGUCGGUCCUCCGUCCUGCCCACUAACCGUCCUGGCACUCCGGCUAGCGAGAUCAUCUCGGAUAAUGCAUCUGUUGUCUCGACCACCAUGUCUGGCUCGCGGGCCAGCUCGCCCCCGCCGUCGAGAGUCGGGGCGGCAGCUGUCAGGAGCACGACCAAGAGCCAGCAACGUAAAGAGCGUAAGCAGGCCACAAAGAAGGAGGCCGAGAAGAUCGCCAGUCAGCCUAUUCCUGAGAAGGAGGCUGAGGUUGGCCCGAUUGUUGGACGAAAGAAGAAGCAGAAGAAGGACAAGUCGAGUGGUUCCAGUCUGACGCCCGUUCAGAGUCGUCCAGCCACCCCGGGUCCUGCUGCCGUGAAGGAGGAACCCGCCAAAGCUCAGACGGUUACCGAUGAGAAACCUGCUAAGAGCAAGAAGGCGCAGCCUGAGCCGCAACUAGAACCCAAACCUGCCCCAAAGAGCGAAUCGCCCGCCCCUAAGAGCAAAUCAAAGCAGGCGACCGUCGCAGAAGUGGUAGACACGCCCCAGGAGGAGCAGCAAGACACCGGCAGCAAGACGCCCGAAACUGAGAGACAUCUUCCCACCCCUCAGUCCAUCUUGCAGGAUCUUGUGGCCAAGGGCGACAUUGCCGAUCCAGAACAGAUUGCUCUGCUCAAGCUGCUCACGGCCUCGCAGCCUCAGCGACAUGAUCUCAAGGACAGCCUCAAUGCCAAGGACAUGAUGGCGUCGUCCCGCUCAAUGAUCACCGAGGAGGACCAGGCCGCGCUCCUCGAUGGCAAAGCCGUCCGGAAGAUCCUCGACGGCGUCCGUGUGCUGCUGACGCCCAACGGCGACUGCGUGCGGAACCUGACUGAGGAGGAAGAGACGCGGUUUCUGGAGCUGCAGAAGCUGAUCGCAGCCGCUACCAAUGGACCUGCAUCGUACGUCCACACCCGGCACGAGUCUGCUGGAGGAUUCAGCCUGGUCAAGGGCAGGGCUGUCCCCAACGGACCGCCAGGGUACUUCCCGCAGUCGUCGGACGGCAAGAACCGCGAUCCGGUGGCUAAGAUUCAGCGCGAGGAGGCCAUCUACUGCAUCAACCAGUACGUCCUCCCGCGUCUGAGCCUCGGCACCUCGUGGAAGAACUCGCUCGGCCAGGACGCCAAGGCUCCGCACCCGGGUUCUCUGUCGUCGCUGGCGCCGUGGAUCUUCAACUCGGCUGCGGCUUCUGCCGGUGCGCACCACGACCCCGCUGCCGUCGCUGGUGACCCGGACAUUGCAGAUGCCACGGCGCCGCUCAAGACGAUGGCAGACAUUGACUCGACAUCGACCGCGCUGGGCAACACCUCUACCGCUGUCGCCACCUCUGGCGCCGCCGCGGGCGGCACCUCGUCAUCGGCCUCAUCGGCGUCACCCUUCAGCAGCGUGCCGCUGCUGUCGGCCGAGGACGCCGAGAGCGCGCUGGCGGUGGCGCGGCGCGAGUCGGAGAAGCUCGAGAAGAGCCUCAACGUGGUGAUCAAGAAGAACCGCCGCCUGCUGCUGGCGUCGGGCCAUUGA